UUUUUUUUUUUCUAUAUAACUAUUUGACUCAAUAAAACUCUAUAUCAUGUCUAGUAAUUCUGCCGAUGAAGCCGACUUUGAUUUGAAAGAACAAGAUCGUUUUCUUCCUAUUGCAAAUGUGGCACGCAUCAUGAAAAAAUCAUUACCUGAUAAUGCCAAAAUCGCCAAAGAGGCCAAAGAAUGUGUACAAGAAUGUGUGUCUGAAUUCAUUUCUUUUAUCACUAGCGAAGCUAGUGACCGAUGUCAACAAGAAAAAAGAAAAACGAUCAAUGGUGAAGAUAUUUUAUGGGCUAUGCAAUCUCUUGGAUUUGAAAACUAUGCUGAAGCUCUCAAGAUCUAUUUAGGAAAAUAUCGUGAAACUACAAAGAUCGAUCGUACCACGGGACCAAAAGAAAAGGAAGAAGAAGCACAACAACAACAAUCUUUAUUCAGUGUACAAGGAUCAAGUGAAAAUCCUAAUCAACCUGUUUCUUUACCCGGAAAUUUGUCGCAAGCAAACUAUUAUAAUACAAUGGCAACACAUCCCUACAUGGACAAGAAUUAAAGACUUCCCUGAUAUUACAUUCUCUCCAUUUAUUUUUCUUUCUUUAUUAUCUCACUCAUCCUUUUAUCGUCUUUAUAUUUAUAUAUUUAACAAACCAAUAAAGCCUUUUGUAUUCAUCUUC
Molecule: messenger RNA, 665 nt
Organism: Halteromyces radiatus
Lineage: Eukaryota; Fungi; Mucoromycota; Mucoromycetes; Mucorales; Cunninghamellaceae
Product: histone-fold-containing protein
Exons: 5
Coding region: 47-544 (165 amino acids)
Biological process (GO): regulation of transcription by RNA polymerase II
Cellular component (GO): CCAAT-binding factor complex; nucleus
Molecular function (GO): protein heterodimerization activity; DNA-binding transcription activator activity, RNA polymerase II-specific; RNA polymerase II cis-regulatory region sequence-specific DNA binding
Source: RefSeq, a predicted model, not a curated record